AUGACCGGCCCUGGCCCCUGGACACACAAAGGACCAACCGACAUAUCGACAAUUGAAUCCCUUGACAUCGAAGACUUCGCGCCCGGAAAGUUUGAGAAGUUUUGGCUCAACAUAUCUGUCUCUGCACUCGGGCCAGUCAAUGUCCCUGUUUUCGCAUAUCGCGGUUUUGCUCCUGGCCCGACCGUGGGAAUCAUUGGCGCGAUUCAUGGUAACGAGGUAAAUGGGAUCCCAGUGAUUCAACAGAUAUUUGCGCGUCUUGAGAAAUCGUUGCGAAGCGGAGGCGUAGUGGGGACAAUAACAGGUACUCUUAUCGGAAUUCCUGUACUCAAUGUACCGGGUUUCUUGGAUUCCGUUCGCUCGUUUGAUGGUCACGACCUCAAUCGACUCAUGCCUGGCAAAUCCAAUGGAGCUGCACCGCAGCAAUAUGCCUACCGUGUCUUCCACGAGAUUGUCACGAAGUUGGACUAUGUAUUCGAUCUUCACACAGCAUCCGUCGGUCGACAGAACUCGUUGUAUGUUCGCGCUGAUAUGAACGAUGAUAAUAUCAACAAAAUGGCAACCGAUCUCAGUCCUCAAAUAAUCGUGCACAACUCGAGUCCAGGUGGUUCGCUCCGUGGAUGUGCCCAGCAGAAUGGCAUUAAAGCACUGACAAUUGAGAUUGGCAAUCCGAGCACUUUCCAGCAUGAUCUUAUCAUGAGAACUGUCGACGGCAUUUCAACAGAGUCCAGUCAUUUGCUGCCGAAGCUCUACAAGAAGGUAGCCGAGACUCUGAGAAAAGGGGAAGUUAUAGCAGAGAUACAUUCCGUAUUCGGGGAGUUACUCCAGCGUAUUGUCGCUCCUGACGAGCAUGACACAGUGAUUAUCGGCCUGGAAUCCAACCCUGUCGCUAAAUUGGGCAACCGAAUUGUCCACCUUGGUGUCAUUGGGAAUGGCUUUCUGGAAGUGGUGAACGAUGGUCAUCUCUAA
Molecule: messenger RNA, 966 nt
Organism: Penicillium cosmopolitanum
Lineage: Eukaryota; Fungi; Ascomycota; Eurotiomycetes; Eurotiales; Aspergillaceae
Product: M14 family metallopeptidase
Exons: 6
Coding region: 1-966 (321 amino acids)
Molecular function (GO): hydrolase activity, acting on carbon-nitrogen (but not peptide) bonds, in linear amides; hydrolase activity, acting on ester bonds
Source: RefSeq, a predicted model, not a curated record